Messenger RNA from Magnolia sinica, 1112 nucleotides. Its product is annotated as transcription factor MYB20-like. The record is from RefSeq and is a predicted model, not a curated record. NCBI's taxonomy places the organism in Eukaryota, Viridiplantae, Streptophyta, Magnoliopsida, Magnoliales, Magnoliaceae. Bases 133 to 1014 code for a protein of 293 amino acids. The transcript has 3 exons.
GCUCGCUCGCUCGCUCCUCUCUCUCUCUCUCUCUCUCUCUCUCUCUCUCUCUCUCUCUCUGUUGAAAUUUUUAGAGUGGAGUGGAUUGGAUUGGAUUGGAUUGAGAAAGGGUGUUUGGGGGAUUGAAAAAGGAUGGGAAGACAACCAUGUUGUGAUAAGGUGGGACUGAAGAAGGGGCCAUGGACAGCUGAAGAAGAUAAGAAGCUUAUCAAUUUCAUACUCACCAAUGGCCAAUGCUGCUGGAGAGCUGUUCCUAAGCUUGCCGGCCUUCUGAGGUGUGGCAAAAGCUGCAGGCUUAGAUGGACAAACUAUCUAAGGCCUGAUUUGAAGAGGGGUUUACUAUCAGAAUCCGAAGAGAAAAUGGUCAUUGAUCUCCAUGCUCGCCUUGGCAACAGAUGGUCCAAAAUAGCUGCUCAUUUGCCUGGUAGAACUGACAAUGAGAUAAAAAACCAUUGGAACACCCAUAUCAAGAAAAAGCUAAAGAAGAUGGGCAUAGAUCCUCUCACUCAUAAGCCAAUCCCUCCACCUUCAGAUGACCAACAGCAACAACAACAACAACAACCACAACAAACAUCUGCUGUAGUUGCUUUUGAUAAUACAGAUGAAACAAAGGACAGCAAUUCAUCCUCUCAAUCACCCAUUUCUGAUAUAACAGAAGAAGAAAAGAGCAUUCCAAAUGCAUUGAGUACUUCCAUUGAAGCUGGUGCUGAUCUUUUAAGAAAAUCCCCUGGUUUUUGCACUGAUGAGGUACCUUUGAUCCAGCCUCAUGAGAUUUUAGUCCCAUGUGCUACUACAUCUGAUUCAUCUACUUCAUCUGAUUCUUCUUGGAGACCGGACGGAUUUGAUUUUCCCAGCUUGGAGUGGUCGGAUUCCAUGUGUCUGUGGGGUGUUGAUGAACUCAACGGUUGGGAUUUAAUUUGUGAGGAUGGGGACAGGAAACCAGCUGUUGACCCUUUCAGCCAGUAUCUGAGGAUGGGAUUUGAUCAGGAGCUGUGGAAAUUCGAGCUCUUGUGAUUGAAAUCUCAUCUUGGUCUGUUUGUAAUUGGAAUUUACAGUGAAUAAUCAGUAAUAUGAGAAAAUCCCAUCUUGGUUUUUAUUUUAUUUUUUUAAUA